GCGAGGCGCGCGGAUUGGCGGGAUGCUUGGGGCCCAGGUUGGCGGGAUACGGCUGAGUACGGUGUGGCACUAAUGGUUCUGCACACAACCAGCACCGCCAUGUUUUCCGAGCAGGCUGCGCAGAGGGCUCACACUCUGCUGUCCCCGCCAUCAGCCAACAACGCCACCUUUGCUCGUGUUCCUGUGGCCACUUACACCAACUCCUCUCAGCCCUUCCGACUCGGGGAGCGCACCUUUAACCGGCAGUAUGCCCACAUUUAUGCCACCCGCCUCAUCCAAAUGAGACCCUACCUGGUGAACAGGGCCAAGCAGCACUGGGGCAGUGGAAUCCAGAUAAAGAAACUGUGUGAGCUGCAGCCUGGAGAGAAGUGCUGUGUGGUGGGGACUCUGUUCAAGGCUAUGCCGCUCCAGCCUUCCAUCCUGCGGGAGGUCAGCGAGGAGCACAACCUGCUCCCCCAGCCUCCUCGGAACAAAUACAUUCACCCAGAUGAUGAGCUGGUCUUAGAAGAUGAGUUGCAGCGCAUCAAACUGGAAGGCACCAUUGAUGUGUCAAAGUUGGUCACAGGGACGGUCCUGGCUGUGCUUGGCUCCGUGAGAGAUGAUGGGAAGUUCCUGGUGGAGAACCACUGCUUUGCAGAACUUGCUCCUCAGAAGCCCUCGCCGACCCUUGACUCAGACCGGUUUGUGCUGCUGGUGUCUGGUCUGGGCCUAGGUGGAGGAGGUGGCGAGAGUCUGUUGGGCACUCAGCUGCUGGUGGACAUAGUGACCGGGCAGCUUGGGGAUGAAGGGGAGCAGUGCAGUGCUGCCCGGGUCUCCCGGGUCAUUCUCGCCGGGAACCUGCUUAGCCACAGCACCCAAAGUAGGGACUCUAUCAACAAGGCUAAGUACCUAACCAAGAAAACCCAGGCAGCCAGUGUGGAAGCUGUCAAGAUGCUGGACGAGAUCCUUCUGCAACUGAGUGCCUCGGUGCCUGUGGACGUGAUGCCAGGCGAAUUUGACCCAACCAACUACACGCUCCCCCAGCAACCACUGCACCCCUGCAUGUUCCCACUGGCCACGGCCUACUCCACGCUCCAGCUGGUCACCAACCCCUACCAGGCCACCAUUGAUGGAGUCAGAUUUUUGGGGACAUCAGGACAGAACGUGAGUGACAUUUUCCGGUAUAGCAGCAUGGAGGACCACUUGGAGAUUCUGGAGUGGACUCUACGAGUCCGUCACAUUAGCCCCACAGCCCCGGACACCCUGGGUUGUUACCCCUUCUACAAAAUGGACCCAUUUGUCUUUCCGGAGUGUCCUCAUGUCUACUUCUGUGGCAACACCCCCAGAUUUGGCUCCAAAAUCAUCCAAGGUCCUGAGGAGCAGACUGUGCUGCUGGUGGCUGUGCCAGACUUCAGUGCCACCCAGACUGCCUGCCUCGUGAACCUGCGCAGCCUGACCUGCCAGCCCAUCAGCUUCUCAGGCUUCGGGGCAGAGGAGGACCUGGAUCUGGACCCCUGACUCAACGGCUGGCUGCCCUGGACAGAGGCCCGGCUUUUCUCCUUCCCUGUGUCAGCACUGUGGAAGCUUUUGUUUUGUAAAU
This is a messenger RNA of Condylura cristata (star-nosed mole), 1579 nucleotides long. RefSeq names its product polymerase (DNA directed), delta 2, accessory subunit (gene POLD2). Bases 73 to 1497 code for a protein of 474 amino acids. The transcript is spliced from 11 exons. The record is from RefSeq and is a predicted model, not a curated record. Gene Ontology annotation, molecular function: DNA binding. Gene Ontology annotation, cellular component: delta DNA polymerase complex. Gene Ontology annotation, biological process: DNA strand elongation involved in DNA replication; DNA replication. Lineage: Eukaryota; Metazoa; Chordata; Mammalia; Eulipotyphla; Talpidae.